This is a messenger RNA of Peromyscus leucopus (white-footed mouse), 1622 nucleotides long. RefSeq names its product vegetative cell wall protein gp1-like. Bases 1 to 939 code for a protein of 312 amino acids. The record is from RefSeq and is a predicted model, not a curated record. The transcript is spliced from 3 exons. NCBI's taxonomy places the organism in Eukaryota, Metazoa, Chordata, Mammalia, Rodentia, Cricetidae.
AUGGCCAAAGGACGCAGGGAGGGGCAGACACAGAGCCCCAACUCCCGGCCAGACGCGACAGCGGGCUUUCCCCAGCGCCGCUUCACUGCCAAGGAGGCGGAAACCCCGGCGGGGGCGGGGCGGGAGGGGCGUGGCAUCGCAGCCCCGAACGCGCCUUCCGGCCAACCGGAUCCCACGAAGGCGGGGGAACCCGGGCUUCACGCCCCCUCGCCGCCGCGCCCUGAAAGCCGCACGCGGGAGACCCCCCUUCCUGUCCCGCACACCCCGCGGGCCCAAAGCAAGGCAGCCCCAAGGCCCCACCCACACGGAGAGGAGGGGCGGGGCCGCAGCCGCGGGUAUUUAGCGCGAGCCCGUCCCGCCCCUUUCUCCACCACCGCACGCGCGCCGGCCCCGCCUCUGAUCGGCGGGACGAGGGCCCGCCCCUCCGUGCGCACCGGGACUACGCUCUCCUCCCCCUCCCGCACGGAGUGCGGCCCCGCUCCGCCCCCCAUAGCCACGCACGGGAAGCCGAGGUCAGCCCCCCCGAAAAACACACGCCCUCCAGUCCCAGGUUACCCGCCACCCAGCUGCCGGACGGACCGCGGACGCGGCGUGCUCUCACCGCAAAAGCUCCAGCCGCUCAGCCUGCGCGUCGCUCCCGGCGUGAGCCUCGCACCCAGCACGGAGGCCCCGGAACGGCGCGGGCACAGGCCCGCAAGAGCGGACUGGCAACCUCCUUUGCGCUCACGAAGCGGUCACAGGCCUGAGUGCCCAGACUGGGAAGGAGGGAGGGAGGGAGGGAAACUCCAAGGGGGGAAGGGGAGGGGGGAAGAUGGAGAAACCGUCUCUGCCGCCUCUACCGCCGCGGCCGCUUCUCUGUUACCCGGGAAAUCCCGCCCACUCUCCCAGCCCGCCCCGCCGAGGGAAGGCUUAACCUCGCUCCGCCACGGGGUAUAUUAGCGAUCCGUCAAAGGCCGAGCCAAUCACCGUGCCGCACAGGCCCUACUCCCGCCUCCUCCCCUCGCUGGGAGGGGAGGGCGAGCCGCUCACCUUCUCCACGCCCCUAUUGGCGGGGAGCGUCCCUAACUCAACCCCGCCUAUUGGAGACUGAUUGCCGAAGCCCUCCCCCAGGCUGCAAUGUUAUUGGAGGGAGGAAAGCACCUCGUCACACCUCAUUGGAGAGUCCCGCAUAUCCCUCCCCACGGCCGCCCCAGCCACAGGCCUAACAAAUCGGCUCCCGCCUCCGCCGGUCACCGCAUUGGAAGGCUACCUUUGGUUCUCUCACAGCCCCAGGAAGCCAUCUGGACUAUUCAGCAGCUACUUUCAGCAGUAGACUCCCAAAUUAAGGUCUGGAGCUCUAAACGGAUGCACAAACCCAGAGAUUACAAGCCAGUCGCGAGGGAUGGCUGCAUACUGUGACACUCCGACAACCUGAAUGUGCAGCCCUCAGGGGGCGGAGACAGCCAAGCGGAGGCCUUUAAAUGUCACCGCCUGGGCAAGCCUCCGGAAGGCGGAGCAUGAGGUAAAAUGUAUUCCCUAUUGGCAGGACAGAUCCAGAGACAUUUUAGGCCAGGGGAACUGAGAUGCAGAAAAGCUCAAACAGACCACGGUAUAAAUAAACCUUGAGGGUGCAUUCAUAUUCA